AUGUUGGUAUCAUUGAUCGGGUGAUUUUACGUCAGUCAGCUCCCAGCUGAGUGCCACCGUUAACUUCCGUAUUAUUCAGUUUACUACUAUUGACAUUCUUCAAAAGAAGACCAGUGAAUUGUGAAUUUUGUGAUAGUUAUCUAAAAAUAAACUCGCAAAUUGCGAUUUAAAAAUAAUAUUCAAGGUUUUGCUUAAAUAUCAAAUCACACUACAAAAGCAACAGUGUUAUAAUCCAAGCGAAAGUAAAAACAGUGCGCAGUUACACACAAACAGUUUAUUUGUGAUUUUCUUGAACUCAUUUCGGUGAGAAUGUCGUCGUUAGGGAGUCAGUGGAGAGUUAUAAGACAUUAUUUAUCUAUGACAAAUUUAAAUGCUGAAGUUGAAAAACUAGUGCAAAGGAUAAAGCCUGCAACGCCUGAACAGUGGGAACAUCUUAUUAAAAAAUUUGAGAAAGCUGUUGCUGUAAGGUUAUCUAGUUCCGAAGAAAAGCAAUUGGAACCUAAAAACACAGUUAAGACAACCACAAUUGAUGAAACUAAUAAAAUUGCUACUAAAGAGGUGAAGGAAAAGACGGAUAAAGUAGAAGACAAAGGGUUAACCGUGGGUUCGGAGGCCAAGGAAAUAACAUUUCAAGGGCUUUGGGAUGGUUUGAAACUGAAGAAGGACCUGCAUUUUGGAAAAAUAUCUGAGCCAAGUUGGAAAUCUAGUAAACCCAUUGUUACUAAGACUUCAAUACACUCCAGAACAGCGUACGUUAUCUCUGCAAUCGUAACAGCAGAGACUCCGGAGUGUCUCCUCAAGAGGACUGAGCACUUCAUUGAACAUCUGCAGCAAUAUCCGGAAGCCAGGGACUAUGCCAUUAAGGAAGGCGCCGUACGAGCGUUAUUGCGGGUACAACACAAACUCAAGUCCGAUGAAAAGUUACUCAAAACUGAAGUCUAUGCCCUUGUUAAUGAGGCCCUAGCUCAGGUAGGCUACAUGGGCCCCACAAAGAACCGGGGCCCCAAUAUUCUGUCUAUCGACGGUGGCGGCAUCCGCGGCAUCAUAGCUAUCGAGAUCCUGCGACACCUGGAGCGGCUCACCGGUAGGAGAGUCCAAGACCUGUUCGACUACAUCAUCGGAGUCAGCACUGGGGCUAUCAUCGCUGCUGUUAUUGCUGGCGAAGGUAAUUUGGAAACAGCGAAUCAAAUGUACAUCACAUUGUCGAAGCAAAUGUUCGGGAAUACGUCGCUACUUGGAGGUACGUCUCGUUUAGUUUGGUCCCAUUCGUACUACGACACUGUUGCCUGGGAGAAAAUGCUUCAAGAUCACCUUCGUGACGUCAUGCUGACUCAGUGCAACAGAUUCAACGCACCUAAAAUGUGCGUGGUGUCUUGCGUCGUGAACUCCGGGUCUCGCCUGAGCCCGUACCUGUUCCGCACGUACGAGUGCGGGUUCCGAGUGCGCUCCGUGUUCCCGGGCACGACACGUGCGAAGCUCUGGCAAGCCGUGCGAGCCUCAGCCGCUGCUCCCACCUACUUCAGCGAGUUCAACUUGCACGGGCUACUGCACCAGGAUGGCGGGAUAAUGGUAAACAAUCCAACGGCAGUAGGGCUUCAUGAAGCGAAGCUACUAUUCGGUGCAGAUGCUCUCAAGAACAGCACAGUCAUCUCUGUGGGCACGGGGCAAGCGCUGAACAAACACUUAGACUAUCAGCUGAUGGGCAAAGGUCUCGCUAAAGACUCCUCUGGCACGAGUUGGAAGGAUAAGUUCAAUAAGAUACUUGAUUCUGCAACUGACACUGAAGGUGUACACUUAGUAUUGAACGACCUCCUACCAUCAGGCACCUACUAUCGGUUUAACCCCCCGCUACACGAGCAAUGUGCCAUGGACGAGAUCAACCCGGAGAAGUUGCAAAACAUGGUCACUGACACGAAUGCCUACAUCCGUAGGAACCAGCAUAAGUUUGAGCAGGCGGCUAAUAUGUUGGCCAGGGAACGUACUCUGGUGCAGAAAAUGGUGGACUUUGUGCAGCACAGGGGUCACCUGAUGGGGGUUACUCAGGUCAAGUGACGGUUGGGAUGUCAGCAGGGAGUUUCUUGCUGAUCUGAAUCGGGUUAAGAUUGAUGCUAUUACACAAAUAAAAUUUGAAAACGAAUUUUAUGAACGAUGCGAGUCUAGAACCCACGACCUAACUAACGACUAACGAAGCCACAACCUGAAAGUUGAACAAAUACAAGAUUUUAUGACGAUACGUCACUCGAACGGUUAGCUCAGUUGGCAGAGCACUGGCACGGAACGCCAAAGGUCGUGGGUUCGAGCCCCGCAUCAUUCAUAAAAUUUUGUUUUCAAACUUUAUUUGUGUAUUAAUCCUAGAAGUGAGUGUUAUCACUUUAAAAACAUAACAUAUUGUUUUGAUGUUAUUAUUUCCACUUGCUUAUUUUAUUGUAGAUUAUAUUAAGUUUUUCAGUUUAUGUUUAGGUGUUAAAAAUUGAUAUAAUUAUGUCAAUUUGCUGUGCUGAUUGUGAAUAAAAUUUGAUAUUUUAUUGUCUAUUUGAUGGAUACGUAGUUGUAAAUGCGUAACAGUUAUCAAAUUGAUAAAAUUAUAAUAUCUUUUGUUUGUAAAAUGUAUUUUUAACCCCUGGGAAAUGUUAGUUAUGGGAUAUAAAUAUCAUUUAACCCCUCAAUGUUACAAAAUCGUAAAGUUAUUGCUUUAGUAGAUAACUUAGUUAUAAACUUAUUUUUAUUCUCACAGUUAGGUACAAUAUAUUUUUCUAUAUUAAGCAGAUUUUUCGAAUGCCUUGACUAGUCUUAUUAUAUGAAAUGGAUUUUUCUCCGCUUAUUUUAAUUUCACUUAUAAAUAAUCGUCAAAAUUUCUAACAUGACUCUAUAUUUAUGUGUUGUAGCUAUAUUAGCAUGUAGUUAUUGUAUAGCUUUGACAUGCCCGAAGCACUGGAACAAGAAAAUGUGCUUUUAUCGCGAUAGCCGUUAAAUUAUGAUAAUAAUAUACCUUAUAAUUCUAAGGUGCCUAAUAAUGUACAACAUUAAAAAUAACUUUAAAAUUAGCCACUUACUUAUUGACGUCAGGGAUACGGUUUUUAGUUUCGAGCGCGCGGUUUCAAUGAUUCUCGAAUGUUCGAUAUUAUCUGUCAUACGACAAAAUUUUUCACGAUAAUUUUCGCUUAAACCUAAAAAAUAAAUGGUACUUAGUAUUUUCUAAUGAAUACUUUGAUAUUAAAAUAAUUAACACUUACAUACAAAAAUGAUAGGUUAUAGAAACUAUGCUUAUAAGACCACGCGACACAAGUGAAAUUUCAUCAAGACGAGAUAUACUCGUAUAAUAUUACUAGAUAUUCAAAUUCAAAUAUUUUUAUUCAAAAUAGGAUGUGACAUCACUUAUUGAAAGUCAAAAACUACCACCCAUUCCAAAAUGAAUGCCUCAGACCUGAGAAGAAUGGGCGCAAUAAACUCAGCGGGCCUUUUUUUUCAUCGAAUAAAUAUGUUUACAAAGUAAUAUUGUACAAUUAAACUUAUUAUUUAAUAGCCUGAGGGCGGUCGCUCCAUUCCCAAUUUGUGGUAUCAUUAAGAAAGUCAUUUAUGUUAUAGUAACCUUUAACAUAAAAACGUUUUUAACAAUUAUUUUGAAUAAACGUAAACUUUCGUUUUGAACAUUUUCUAGGAUCUUGUUGUAAAAGCAUAUACAUCGCCCCACAAAAGACUUACUAACUCGACUUAGCCGAGUAGUAGGCAUCACAGAUAAUAUACGAAAUACAUCAAUAUUUUUGUUGUAUAUUCAUAAAGUAUUAUAAUUUACGAUGUAUUUAAAACGGCUUCACACUCUUUCGAUCGAUGCAGGUUCUGACUAGUUUCUCACCAAUUGUAGUGCUAGAUUGGGCGCGACCGCGAACUCAUAUCACUCACCCCAAGGAAAUACCUUCGAUUGGUCUAUAAUUAUUCGGUACAUACAUCGAUUGAAUGUGAGUAAAGCCGCUUUAAAUAUAAAGGUAUAGUAGAUACUGUCUCACGAAAGUUUUAAUAAUUUAAUUAAUUGUGUAGAUACAAAUUUCUUUGGUAACUUUUGCUCUGACAGACCGCGCUCCUAUAUUCGACUCGAGCGAGACUGCUUGAACGAUCGUUACACAAAAUAAAGUGCUCAACGCAAUAGAAGUUUUCAAUUCAGAAAUAUUCGUGUGCGAAAGUUUUACCCCCUUAUUCAUAAUAGUCCGCUAACUUUAAACAGACGCUAAGGAGUGUUUUUUCUCAUUCUGACUUAGGUCAAUAGAAGAAGACAGUGUGAGAAUUAGCAAUGCUUUAAGUUAGCAGACUAUUAUGAAUAAGGGGGUAAUCUUUAAAUUUGAUCGUUUGACUCUCAAAAAUAUACGGAAGGUAACACGGAUACUACCACCUUUAUUAUAAUAUGAUGUCUUCACAAGUAAGUACUUUGUUUUUGCUUCCUUAUAUUUCAUUGUGAUUUUCAUAAAUCUGAUUUUAAUUAUUACAUUGUAAGUACAUCAGCUGUGAUAUUUCGAGAAUUUGAACACAUUUUACAUUUUCGUCAUAAUGUUUUUGUGUUUAAAACAUAUAUUUGCAGAUUUUGUUUUUUUUUUCAGUUUGGUACCAUAUCUACAGCAGUGCUGUAUCUAAAAUAUGUAAAAUAUUUCCUAUCCAACUGUAAAUAAUGUAAACGGACAUAGAAGCGUGCAACAGAUAAAGUGUUAUAAAUAUGUAUUUCGAUUCACAUUGUAUUAUAUCGCAUUCUCUGCGUAUAUGUCAAAGUGGAAAAUCAUUCAUUUACGUCAAAAACGACAGUUGUGUCAUAAGUAAUUUUUUAAAUUUACCACCAUUUCGGAAAACUUAAAUUUUUAUGAGGCAAAGUGGCAAUAUUUUAAGUCAAUAUUUACAGUCUAAGGAUUUUUUAACUUUAAAAUUAUGUAGUAUGAGUCCGAUCUAAAGAAAAGACAUAUUGACAGCACUAUUUCACUUAUUAUUCCUUUGUUCAUUCGUUGAAUAUCUAUUUCACAUUUGUGUUUUCUAGAAUAAUUGAAUCGCAUUCCGAUUUUUUUUUCUGUUUUGUUUUUGUGGUUUUUAAUUGUAAUAGAGCAGUCUUAAAAUAAGUGUUGAAGGACUUUAUGGCCUUUUGACUCCAGGACCUCGCUGGAGGGAGGGUUAAUUAAAAAUAUAAAAUUUGUAAUUCGAAUGCCUUUUUAUGCAGCCGUAUUGUGUUGCCGCUUAAAAAUUUUGCCUUUAUUAGGGUAAGUUAAAUUUAAUUGUUUUAGAAUAAUGCUUAUAUAUGGACCUAGUCCAAAAUUUUUAUUAUUCAUUUCCACUUUUGCGGUAUGAAUAAUACCUAAAAUAUAUAUGAAAAAUAUGUCGUAUAUGAAUAAGUAGAACAGUAAUUAUGAAUAUUAUUUGUUACUACAAUCUAAUCUUAUUAUUCUAGUCAUUUGUAAUUUCUUAAAGAAAUAAAUGUCUGUGUAAAUAUCUAAA
Messenger RNA from Leptidea sinapis, 5466 nucleotides. RefSeq names its product calcium-independent phospholipase A2-gamma-like. Gene Ontology annotation, biological process: arachidonate metabolic process. The transcript has 10 exons. Gene Ontology annotation, cellular component: membrane. NCBI's taxonomy places the organism in Eukaryota, Metazoa, Arthropoda, Insecta, Lepidoptera, Pieridae. The coding region runs from base 310 to 2052 and encodes 580 amino acids. The record is from RefSeq and is a predicted model, not a curated record.